Messenger RNA from Balearica regulorum gibbericeps (East African grey crowned-crane), 4646 nucleotides. The record is from RefSeq and is a predicted model, not a curated record. NCBI's taxonomy places the organism in Eukaryota, Metazoa, Chordata, Aves, Gruiformes, Gruidae.
CUCCAGAGCCUGUUCUCCAGCUCCGUGUGAAGCAUGCUAAUGAAUCUUCACUUAGUGUCAUGUGGAUGACCCCUGUUGCGGAAUGGGAUAGCUAUGUGGUUUCACUGGGAGACAGGGAUCUUGCUGUCAUAAAAAAAGGGCUUGCAAAAGAAGCUAAGGAAUUCACUUUCACUGACCUGGUUCCUGGAAGAAAAUAUACAGCUACCAUCACUACCAUUAGUGGGAUUUUAAGCAACUGGACUUCAGUGGAAGGAAGAACAGUGCCAGCCCAAGUGACCGGUCUGACCGUGGCAAGUCAGGGAUCAACCAACAGCUUGUUCACCAACUGGACAAGAGCACUGGGAGAUGUAGACUCAUACCAAGUGCUAUUGAUUCACGAGAAUGUUGUCAUUAAAAAUGAAACAGUUCCCAGUGAAACUAACAGAUACCACUUCUAUCCCCUGAAACCUGGAGGACUCUAUUCAGUUGUUGUCACCACUGUCAGCGGUGGGAUAUCUUCAAGGCAAACGAUCUCAGAGGGGAGGACAGUUCCUUCCAGCGUGACUGGAGUAACAUUAAAUAACUCAGGUCGCAGUGACUACCUCAGUGUUUCUUGGCUGCCAGCUUCUGGAGAUGUAGACAGUUAUUUGGUAACACUCUCUCACGAUGACCAGAUUGUUCAGACUCUCACCGUUUCCAAAUCCUUCAGUGAAUGCUCCUUCAGCAGCCUUACUCCUGGGACACUUUACAAUGUGAUGAUAACCACGAAGAGUGGGAAGUAUGAAAAUUAUUCCUUCGGCCAGGAACGAACAGUCCCUUCAAGUGUACAGGGACUUACUGUCAGCAAUUCAGCCAGAAGUGACUACUUGAAGGUGUCCUGGUUACAUGCCUCUGGAUAUUUUGAUAAUUAUGAAGUGAUCAUCAAGAACAACAAUGAUUUCAUCCAAACAAAAAGUGUCCCAAAGGAUGAAAAUGAAUGUGUGUUCACUAAUCUGGUCCCAGGGAGGCAGUACAGCGUCACCGUCAGCACAAGGAGUGGGAAAUAUGAAACUAGUGAAAGAGUCUAUGGCAGAACAAUGCCAGAGUCAGUGAAGGAACUGACUCUUAGUAACAGGAGCACAGAAGAUCUGCAGGUAACUUGGUCAAAGGCUGAGGGGGAUGUUGAUAAAUAUGAAAUUCAGCUCCUCUUCAAUGAUAUGAAGAUCUUCCCGCCCAUUUUCCUUGGGAACACCAUUGAGGAGUAUUGGUUCACAGCUCUGACUCCAGGACGUCUGUACAAAAUUCUUGUCUUGACAAUCAGUGGAGAUGCACAACGUGCUACUUUCAUAGAAGGCCUGACAAUUCCAAGUGCGGUCAGAAACAUUCAUGUGUCACCUAAUGGCAUGACAAACAGCCUGAAAGUGAGCUGGACUCCAGGAGCUGGAGAUGUUGAUUCCUACACAGUGAUUAUAUUUCAGCAAAACCAUCAGCUUGAUUCCCAGAGUGUCUCCAAACAUGUCUCUGAGCACAUGUUUCAUAAGUUGGAAGCUGGGGAGCAGUACCAGGUGGUGGUGCAAUCCAACAGUGGCGCCUUGCACAACAGCUUAGCAGCUUUUGGGAGAACAAUUCCAGCCUCUGUCCAGGAAUUACUAGCCCAUCAUGCUUACAGCAGUCAUUCCUUGUUAGUAACCUGGCAGAAGGCUCCUGGUGUAGCUGAAAGAUAUGACAUUCUGCUCUUGAAUGAGCAAGGAAUCCUCCUGAGCAACAAAUCAGAGCCAGCUACUGCCAAACAGCACAAAUUUGAAGAUUUAUUAGCCGGCAAGAAGUAUAAAAUACAAGUUUUGACAGUCAGUGGCGGGCUCUUCAGUAAACGAGCAGAAACUGUUGGCCGAACAGUUCCAGCAGCUGUCACAAAUCUGAAGGUCAUAGAGAACACCACUGACCGACUGUCCUUCAGCUGGACCACCUCACAAGGGGAGCUUGAUUCAUAUGACAUCUUCCUAUACAACCCAGACAAGUCCCUUCAUGACAGGAUGUCGGGAGAGCAGCAGCUCCAGGAAUGUUCAUUCCAGAACCUGCGGCAAGGCAGGAUGUACCGCAUGGUGAUUGUUACCCACAGCGGAGACCUCACUAAUGAGUCAUCUGUCUUUGGAAGAACAGUACCAGCCCCAGUUGUUGGUCUCAAGGCAUCCAACCGAAACAUGACAGACAGUCUGUGGUUCACCUGGGGUCCAGCAGCAGGAGAUGUUGACUUCUAUGAGCUGAAUCUUUAUAACCCAAAUGGGACACAGAAAGAAACAUGGCAUAGGAAAGACCUGAAAGAGUGGCAUUUCCAGGGGCUCGUUCCUGGCAGAAAGUACACUCUGGUUGUGGUGACCCACAGCGGUGACCUGACGAACACAGCAAACGCUGAAGGAAGAACAGCACCCAGCCCUCCUAACACUGUAUCAUUUACUGAUGUUGCAAACACUUCUUUAUCAAUCACUUGGCUGGGUCCUCCAGACUGGACAGACUAUGACGAUUUUGAGCUGCAAUGGCUUCCAAAGGAUCCCCUCACAGUAUUCAAUCCCUACAGCAGCAGCAAAUCAAAAGUACGCAUCAUCUAUGGCCUGCGACCAGGAAGACUCUAUGAGUUCAGUGUCAGAACAGUCAGUGGCGACAGCUGGAAGACAUACAGUCAGUCACAGUCUGCAAAUGUGAGAACAAAACCAGACAAGAUACAAAGUCUUCAUUGUCGGCCCCAGACCUCUACUGCCAUUGCGUGUUCCUGGACUCCUCCUGAUUCUGACUUUGAUGGGUAUAGCGUCGAAUGCAAAAAAAUGGACACUCGCGAAGUGGAAUUUUCUAAAAGGAUAGAAAAAGACAAAUCUGUGCUUAAUAUCAUGACCCUCGUUCCCCACAAGAGAUACCUGGUGUCCAUCAAGGUGCAUUCUGCAGACAUGACGAGUGAAGUAGUUGAAGACAGCACCAUCACAAUGAUCGACCGUCCCCCUCAGCCACCUCCAGACAUACGAGUGAACAAAAAAGAGGUGCUGAUUACCAAAUCCUCCAUCAACUUUACUUUUAACUGCAGCUGGUUUAGUGAUACUAAUGGAGCUGUGAAGUACUUUACUGUGGUUGUACGAGAGGCUGAUGGUAGUGAAGGACCAAAGCCUGAUGAGCAGCACCCAUUACCUUCCUACCUGGAAUACAAACACAACGACUCUAUACGUAUCUACCAGACAAAUUAUUUUGCCAGUAGAUGUGCUGAAAACCCUGACAGCGACUAUAAAAGUUUUGACAUUAAGCUUGGAGGAGAAAUGGAAAAUCUGGGAGGAAGGUGUGAUCCAGAUCAGCAAAAAUUCUGCGAUGGACCUCUAAAGCCUCGAACUGCUUAUAGGAUCAGCAUACGGGCUUUUACCCAACUCUUCAGUGAAGACCCAAAGGAACUUCCUAAACCACUCUUUGCAGACACCUUCUUCUCUUUACCGAUCACUACAGAGGCAGAGCCUCUGUUUGGAGUUAUUGAAGGUGUGAGUGCUGGCUUGUUUCUGAUUGUGAUGUUAGUGGCUGUUACUGCUUUAUUUGUCUGCAGACAAAAAGUUAGCAAUGGCCACGAAAGACCUACAGCAAGGCUGAGCAUUCGCAGGGACAGGCCACUGUCAGUCCAUCUGAACUUGGGGCAAAAAGGGAACCGGAAAACUUCCAGUCCGAUCAAAGUCAGUCAUUUUGAAGCACACUUCACCAAACUUCAAGCAGACUCCAACUACCUCCUGUCCAAGGAAUAUGAGGACUUAAAAGAUGUGGGUCGAAACCAGACAUGUGACAUAGCACUUCUGCCAGAGAACAGAGGGAAAAAUCGAUACAAUAAUAUAUUGCCCUACGAUACAUCAAGAGUGAAGCUUUCCAAUGUGGACGAUGACCCUUGCUCAGACUACAUUAAUGCAAGCUACAUACCGGGCAAUAAUUUCCGCAGGGAAUACAUAGCGACUCAGGGCCCUUUGCCUGGUACCAAAGAUGAGUUCUGGAAGAUGGCAUGGGAACAAAAUGUUCAUAAUAUUGUUAUGGUAACCCAGUGUGUUGAGAAGGGCCGGGUGAAGUGUGAUCACUACUGGCCUCUUGACCAGGAUUCCUUGUACUAUGGAGACCUGAUUGUUGAGAUGCUGUCUGAGUCGGUGCUCCCAGAAUGGACAAUACGAGAGUUUAAAAUCUGCAGUGAAGAGCAGCUUGACUCAACGAGGCUCAUUCGUCACUUCCACUACACUGUCUGGCCAGAUCAUGGUGUGCCAGAGACCACCCAGUCCCUGAUCCAGUUUGUCAGAACUGUAAGGGAUUAUAUCAACAGGACCCCAGACACAGGACCAACUAUCGUGCACUGCAGUGCUGGUGUUGGCAGGACUGGCACAUUCAUUGCACUGGACCGAAUUCUGCAGCAGCUGGAUUCAAAGGACACUGUCGACAUUUAUGCAGCAGUACAUGAUCUAAGACUUCACCGGGUUCACAUGGUUCAGACAGAGUGUCAAUAUGUGUAUCUGCAUCAAUGUGUGAGAGAUGUGCUAAGAGCCAGGAAACUUCGCAGUGAACAAGAAAAUCCCUUGUUUCCAAUAUAUGAAAAUGUGAAUCCAGAAUAUCACAGAGAUGCAGUUUAUUCAAGGCACUAAUAAUGUUACAGACAACUGCUUUUGUGACCACGUUUGUUAACUAGGGGU